ACCUGGAUGUCUAACCUUCAUCGAAAUAAUUAUGAGCAAUUAAUUUUAUCUUUGACGUCACUCGGUCAGUACGGUCAAGGUGUACAACGGUUACUUUACUGCCAGGCACUGCUGAGCAGACGCCUACUGACUUAGACACAAGUAUGGUUCGUCUGUCUUGUUUGAUCGUGUGUAUGAGCCGCCGUAGUGUUCAACACGACAGGACUGUAAGCCGAUCGUUGUCCUGCUCCUGCGAAAUGUCGGCCAAUGAUCAACUACCGUCGCAGGCUUCAGGUUAGGGGGCUGGAAAGAGUAGAAAUUGGCCAAAUAAUAUACCAGGGCGGUUAGCCAGCUAAAGAAGCACAGUUGGUCGCCGUGAAGCCUGAUAAUGAGUCGUGCUGGAAAAUAAGAUUUGGUCCGUUGUCUCCUUCGUUGUCUGUUUUUCGUCUGAUUGUCAACCGCAGUCAGUGCAAACUUUACUUUGCAGUUUGCACCCAGGCCGCUAGCUAGUAUACACCGCACCAGCCAGUAGGUCCAGUAGGUCAGUACGGUCAAGGGUCAUCCCAGUUUGCAUAAUGCUGAACGCUGACGGCGUAACGCUGGACGCAAAACGUCUAGUUGAUAAAUCAGAAAUACAACGGCUAGCUGACUUGUCGUUUUGCCUUUAAUACAAGGAGGUCUCUCUCUCGUGCUGCCUCUCUAGUCCGCUGCGCCCGUGACCGGGAUGGCCCGAAGUUUGGCGCGUUCGGAACUCGAGCAGUUGGUGGACUCGCUGGUGCUGAGCUGGGAUGACAUGGCGUCUCAUACCAAAGCAAUGUUGUACUGCACUGUUCGGCAUUACCUAGAUGGUAAAAUCCCUUGGAAAAUAACCUUCGAAGUGGAUAGGUGGCCGGACUAUACAGCCGUCCUGUGGACUCAUGAUAAGGAAGAAACUUCUGUGCUAGCCUUUGAGGAGGGUUCCUCAGCCGUAUUUUUGCACUGGACUAGUGAGGAUUGCCUUAGACAGUUAUUAAUAUCAACAUCUGUUGACUGGACCAGACCGGUUUUGUUGGUUGCAUUUCCCCUCAGUGGUUUGUCCAUUCUAAGAGAACACCUGGAGAACCAGGGUCUCCCACUCCCUGCUGCAGAGGACAUGUUCCCCUGUGACACAGCUUAUUACCUGCACAAGACAUGUCCCAGUUUGGAGAAAGUGGACAGGACUGAUGAUAAGGUGACUGUAGCACCUCUCCAACCUGAGCACAGCCAUCUUGUCAGCAGCACCUGGCGACAUGGGGGCACUCCUGAAUCAGAAGAACGGACUCACUAUCACAUCACCACUUUCCCUUCAGCCUGUGUGUAUGAUCAGGAUGGAAAUCCUGUGUCGUGGAUCUUGCUGAACUAUUAUGGUUCACAAGGGCUUGGCUACACACUACCAGACAACAGGGGAAGGGGUUACUUUCAGCUUGCUUCAAAAUACCUGAUUAGCACCUGCCUCCAGAAAGGUUAUUUGCCAUUCCUCUUCAUUGAAGACUAUAAUGAGCCUUCAAGGAUCAUACACAGGAAACUUGGGUACUCUUGGAAUGAGGCAGGGAGAUGUGCAUACAUCCGUCUCAACAAAAACAAGUUUAAGUCAUCUUAAUGCUCUCCUUGCAACCAUAUAUCUUUAAAGCAUUGUAACACACAAGCAUAUAUUUUAUCUUUUUUUUGCUGCCUACUAAUAUUGUGUUAUAGACCCCUAGUUCCUACAGCAAUGACAAGGCUAUGUAUCAAUAGACAAAAUAGAACACACAAGCAUGUAUUUUGUCUAUUUUGGGUGCCACGCCCCCAAUGUAAAACAUGCAGUAGUUUGAUCAAGUACCUGAUUUUUUAACAACUAAACAGCUGCAGGCACACACAUUUACAAAUAACAAGAGCUGAGAUGGGCACCAUGGACAAGUAUCUCAACGUUUCCUGACAUUUCAGACUAGUGCAAGCCAUGUAAUGUUAUACCAGUUCAAACUACUAGUAUUGUGUUUUAGACGCCUAGUUCCUACAGCAAUGACAAGGCUAUGUAUCUGCUUCUAUGGAUGAAUCCUUGUAAAACCUCUCUGUUUUACGUAGGCUAGAAAUAAGUUUAAAAAACUAACUUCAUAGGUCAUUAUAUGAUUUACAACCCUUGGUAUGCACGUGGAUUCAGCGCAUAUUAUUAUAUCAAUGGAAAUAUACCUUUGAGAUGACCCAAUUACAAUUUACUUUAUUCUUUAUUUCAGGCGCAAAUUGGCCCAUAGUAGACAAACAAUUAAAAUAACAAGGUGCACAAGUAGUAAAAACGGUAGGGUUCAGUACAAAUACAUACGAGAAGGGCCUUACCGGUAGACUAGGCCAAUAUAGUGAUCCCAGUAGUGACUGGUGGAUGAUAAGUCUGAGUGGAUUGCGAGUUUUAUGAUUCUGUUACAACAAUACCACGAUACCACGUGAUUUUACUUUUUGAUUUUACUGUUUAUACCCUC
Messenger RNA from Branchiostoma belcheri (Belcher's lancelet), 2447 nucleotides. RefSeq names its product glycine N-acyltransferase-like protein Keg1. The coding region runs from base 704 to 1597 and encodes 297 amino acids. Gene Ontology annotation, cellular component: mitochondrion. Gene Ontology annotation, molecular function: glycine N-acyltransferase activity. The transcript has 5 exons. NCBI's taxonomy places the organism in Eukaryota, Metazoa, Chordata, Leptocardii, Amphioxiformes, Branchiostomatidae. The record is from RefSeq and is a predicted model, not a curated record.